AUGCUUCCUACAUCUUUUAUCAAUUAUUGGAAACCAAAAUUAGGUAAUACACUACGAUUAACUGCAUAUGAUGGUAUAAUCGUCAUAGUACAAUUAGAAAGAAUUGACGGAGAAAUAUAUCUGGCUAAUGGAUGGGAAGAAUUUUUUUAUCAUCAUAACUUACAGGAUGGUUAUGUUGUAGUAUUUGAAUCUAAUGAAAAUUCAAUGUUGAAUAUGAGGAUAUUUGAUCAUUCUAGAGUAGAGAUUACAUAUGGCUCAAAUUAUGAAGUAGACGACGACGAUUUAAAUAUGGAUAAUCCUGCGUUUGAAGUAAAACUUUCACUGGAUCAUAACAACCAUCGAGAAAUUAUAGUCUAUACCAAGAAAGUUUGCAAAACAUCAUUUGCCAAGACAUGCGCAAAAUGUUCGAAUCCUCGACUCUUUACUUCACUACUAGGAUAUCACCGCAAAUUCAAGAGAAAAUGGUAUUUGACAGAUUUAGACGAUAGAAACACCCCAAGUGAAAAAAGGCAAGAAAAUGUUGAGAAAAGCAUCCAUACAAACUCGCUUGAGGAAAAUCCGUUGCCUCCAGCAAAUAGAGCCCUUUUCAAAUCUUCCAAUGAUGCUUCAAAUUCAAAUGUUACUUCUGACAUAAAUCCGUUUGCUCCAAAGCAAAAGAUAGAGUGA
This is a messenger RNA of Olea europaea var. sylvestris, 666 nucleotides long. RefSeq names its product putative B3 domain-containing protein Os03g0621600. The transcript is spliced from 3 exons. NCBI's taxonomy places the organism in Eukaryota, Viridiplantae, Streptophyta, Magnoliopsida, Lamiales, Oleaceae. The coding region runs from base 1 to 666 and encodes 221 amino acids. The record is from RefSeq and is a predicted model, not a curated record. Gene Ontology annotation, molecular function: DNA binding.